CUUUCCCUCUGCGGGAGGCGAAAGAAGAAGGUGCCAAUGUUGGCUGGAAGUGAUGGGUCAUCGUGUUUUUCGCCCACCGGCCCCUUUAUCGGCGUUCUGCGUUCAUCGGCACGACUCAGUGCGACUCUCGUGAUGUUCCGGGGAAGAGGCUACGUCACGCCAAAGUAAACAUUCCGUCGUUUCACUGAAUUCGGGGGACCGCCAGCAGCAGCAGCCAACGUCACGAUGACGCCAGUCGUAAAAGGAACGGAUGGAGAACGAUAACAGCGAAACACCAACCCCCGGCACGUCGCAGUUCACUCCCGGAGUUUACCUCACCGGACACACAUCGCGCGCACACACACACACACACGCACGACUGCUCCCGGAGCUGGAACCUUUGUUGUUUGAGGCUGUCACUCGCAUAUCAUAUGGGACAUAAAUUAGUGCCCCUCCUCAUCCCAAAGUCCUGCUCGAAGAGUACGUGCAACACACAAACAGCGUGUGCGAGACCAGUGGAAAACAACACUACGAAAAACAGUGCAGUGACACACUGAAUGAGUGGGGAAUACAGGACCCGAAUAAUAAGCUAACAAUACGCAGGGAUUUAAAUCACAUACACAUACACGCAUCGGAAAUGACGAAUGUUCGUAGAAAAUCCACGAUAACGCGCUCGCUAUAGGACGGCAUCAAAACGGGUCGCUAAUAAUAGACGAUCGGACGUAAAGUUCUUGAGAGAUAGCCAGAGUUGGUAGCGGGAGGGCGACCAGAAGGGGACAGUGGACAUUUGUUAACCGAUCGUCGCAACCGUCCCCCCGAAAGGCCACGAUAUACCACGUGGUGUGGUGCACGUGGUGCGUAAACCGAACAGGGCGAAAACAUGUUAAACAAAGCACAAAAGCUAGUGCUCGGAAUAGUGUUACUGGUGCUGGUCGAUAUUAUAUGGGUUUCGUCGAGCGAACUAACCAAGUUUCUGUACGAAAAUGAAAACUACGACAAACCGUUCUUCUGCACGUACUUCAAGGCGUCUAUGUUCACCAUAUACCUGAUAGUGCUCGGUCUGAUAGCACCGUGGAAGGAGAGCUGCAACCGCAAUGGGAAUUACUCGCUGAUGGACACGAUCGAGGAGGACGAAGGAUACUAUGCUAAUGGAACGUCCAGUUUGAGUGACUCCUCAUUCGUUCCCAUCAAAACGGACGCCCAAGUGUCCGGCACGGAAAGCGAUGACUCCAGCAUACGCAGCGUACGGUUCAGCAAGGUGGCGGAGGUACGCGAAAUGUCUCCGCACGAAGCGUCCGAAGCGCUGAUGUCGCGGCUUUCGUACGCAGCCAGCCUGCGAGUUCAUCGACAAAAAUCACACCACAAAACGGCUCGAACGGCUUUACUGUUCUGUGUGCUGUGGUUUAUUGCCAACUACAUGUUCCAGCUGGCACUGGAGCCGAGUGAAACGGCAAUGGUAACGCUGCUCAGUUCUAGCUCGAGCUUUUUCACCCUCAUCCUUGCCGCCAUGUUCCCUUCGUCCUGUGGCGAUAAGUUUACCUUCUCGAAGUGUUUCGCCGUGCUGUUGAGCAUUUCCGGCGCGGUAAUGGUUUCGAUGUCGGAAAUCGAUCAGCCGAAAAUGUCACGCGGCAUCGUGCUCGCCCUGCUGAGUGCAUUCUUCUACGCGUCCUAUCUGGUGCUAGUCAAGCGUAAAAGCGACACGGAAGAAAAGAUUAGCAUUCCCCUGUUCUUUGGCUUUGUGGGGCUGUGGAAUUUGCUGCUGCUGUGGCCGCUGCUUUUUGUGCUAAACUUUUCCCAGCUCGAAGUGUUCGAGCUACCCUCCCGGCGACAGUUUAUAGUUUUGUUUUUGAACGGGCUCAUCGGUACGGUACUGUCCGAGGCGCUGUGGCUAUGGGGCUGCUUUCUAACGUCAUCCCUUAUCGGCACGGUCGCCAUAUCGCUACAGAUACCGCUGGCAAUGCUGUUCGACAUGGUGCUGCACGGUAAAACCUACCCGCUACUGUUCUAUCUCGGCUCACUGCCCAUGUUCCUUUCGCUGGUGCUGGUGGCCUUUCUGGUGAAGUUUGAUGACUGUGAUCCGCUGCUAAAGUUCGGCAAGCUAAUGUACCGGCGGCUGUGGAACUGCCGGAAAGCGAACGUUGUGCGAAUACCGGAUCUGGAGGAGCAGCACGAGUCCCUCAUCGACGGUAGCCAUGAAAACUAGAGCGGGAAUGAACCGUACGUGGCGUCUGUUUUGCUCUCGGUUUAGUUACACACAAACACACCACAGUAGUUCUAUCCGGUGCUCAGCGGUUUUGUAUCGUUUCUCGGAUCACUAUCCUUUGGUCGGGGAUCAUCAGCACAGUGAUGCGCCACAGAAAUCGUCAUCAGCUUUUGGCCAUUUUAUUGGACUUUCAUAACUUUAACUGGCAGAGUGCAAUUCGCUAAAGAACAAUGCGUUCAACAGCGAUCGUUUUUUUAGUCUAAUUUUGACGAUUCCUGAUCAAUUUCUCGUGAUUUUGUUUUAGUAGAAAUUUUUGGAGAUUAAUUUACAUCACCAAAGUGUUCUUGCUGAUACGUAUUUUCGGACCGUGCUUUCAUUCGUGAUGCGGUUUGAGAGGGCAAGGUGCUGCUUGAUAAUAGUAUUUAGAUUGCUCUCCUGCUAGAGCCACCUGAAAGAGAUUGUAAUAAUUCAUUACGUUACACUUUGACUCGUUAUAGAUCAACGUAAAAAGUGCGCAGAAAAUUGCGACAGUUUCCUGUGCUAAAAUUCAAAAUCAGUAUUUCUACCCCGUGUUUUCGCGUAGUAUUAUUAUCAUUCUUUUGUUUACAGAUCUUUAAAGUCAUACAAUCAGGAAUGUAUUUUGUUGUGCUAAGAAACUAUUGAUAAACCCAAUUGCUGUACGGAUCAUACUUACUCAGUUGAAAUUAUGUCUCGAAUAAUGAUGAUACAUAUAGUUUCACAUUUGCACAGUUUUCAGUGAGAGCAAACAAUGGUUCGAAAAGUGCUGCAUGCGGCACAUUAUCACAUUAACGCAAUUAGGCAUCGCAAAGCAAUAGGAAAAGCAAGAACAAAUAAUUAUGUUCAAUGAUGUGUCUGAAGUCGUUGCCAAGCAAAAGAGGUCAACCUGUUUUGGAGCCGAUGUGCGACGAAGUAUUACUUUAAAUGUAUCAUCACCGAACGGUAGGAACUAACGCACACGGAUGAGAAGAGAGCACACGCAGAGCAUCUAGGAAAGUGUCUUGUUUUUUUUUUGUUUUGCUCGUAAGCGCAAUACACAAAUCUAGGGAAUUGUUCGUUUAGCGUAUGUUGAACAAACCGUCAGUAGCGCACAACAACAACAACAACAACAAUGCACAUUUGAAACACACUUAGCAUUGUAGGAAUUGUAUGUCAAUGGCCACACCAUCGUUCGAUGCGGGUGGUGCCAUCGAAUUCUGCCGGGAAUAGGAAAUGCAAGCAAAACCCAGUGCCCAGUGGCUCAGUAGUAGUGGUAUUAGCAGUAGCGCAGUAGUAAUAGUAACAGUACUAGUAGCUAUUCUAUAUUGUGAAAUUUGAGUUUUUCAUUGUGAUAUAAACGUAGUGUAUACAUGAGUAAAUUAAGUAUUCGAUGCGGAUGCGCAUUCCCCGCACACAACUACUCCCAGUGCAGAGGAUGUAGCAAAAAAAUGGUGCAUUAAAAUAGGGCGAGAAAAUCUAAAAGACUAAACACAUUGUUCACUGUAGAAGAAGCGCCUGUCUGUAAGCUGUGGAUGGACGAGAUUUGAUUUCCUCUGCGGAUGAAUACGGUGUAUGUUAGUAUUAUUAGUUUUGAACGUUUCGAUCUGUUGCGGCCCUAUUCACAUUCUCGCAUCCCGAAAAAAAGGAAUGUUCCUCUGUGUGUGUAGAAGAGUACUUUUGAUCACAUUUAGUUUAAGAGUCCCCCCAUCCACAUGCGCGGAUAAGACAAGAUCGUGUACUGCAACGGCGUCUCAAAAUUAUUAGCUUGCAAAGCAUAUUCGAAACACCAGCGCCAAAUAGCGGAGAGAGAGAGAGAGAGAGAGAGAGAGAGAGAGAUAGUACAGAAGCGUUACAUAUAUUUUUGUACAAUAUUUUGCGCCCAAAAUUAGUGCAACACGACGACGACGGCGACGCGCCUUCGAUUGCUGUGUCCACAGUGUCACCCCGAUUGUUCCGGACCACCUAACACAACCCCGAUCGAGGCUAACGUAUUCACUUAUUAAACUAAAGCACACUAGCUUCACCAGCAUCACCAGCACCCUAACACCCUCUUUCCACCCUUUUCAUGUUGAAUACUACUAACUAAACUGUGUUCUAAAAAAAACCCUACAACAAACAAACACUCAAACGUACUAAAAGACUCCGUAGCAAAAGUUGACAGUUUCUGUCGUUUGGAGUUUACUCUUUUUUGCAAUAAACACACCACCAUAGCGAAUUGUUGUAGAGAGCAAGAGAGCAGACGGGAGAGAUGCAAUAGAUACAAUAGAAAAGGAAAAUACUUACCACAAACUUUCUACACAGUAUGUAUGAAUGUGUGUGUAUAUAUUAUAUUGAUGCGAUAAAAUACAUAUUUCGCAAAACAAAACAAACAAUACAAAUACAAAAAAAAAGAAAAAUUAAAGACAAACAGUUUGAAAUGAAGAAAGUGGGAAAGCGAACGAGAUAAAAGAGAUGUUAAAAGUAAAAUGCAUUCCUUGUGGUAGGAUAGGUUUUUUGUACAAUUUAUAUGUGAUACAUACAAUGCCCAUUUAUUGAGUAGGAUUUACAACGUACCACGUCGGUUCUUGUGGGAAGGUGCAGUGAAGGGUAAAAGGCGCACAUACAAAAAAAAAACAAAAGAAACAAAACAGACACGUAGAGUGAAUUAAAAGUCAAAACAGUUCGAAAGUGAACCUGAAAGAGUCAGUUAAAAAAGCAAGAAACGAGAACAAAUAAGUAGUAGUAUGCAGAAGAGGAAAAAUUAAAAAAAAAGACACACACAUACACACAUACACAAAAUAGUAGACUAAAUAACAAAACCAUGAAAAUUGGAAUUUGCAAAAAAACAAAAACCAACACAACCACACAACUUUACACUAGCAGCCAUACAAGUAUGAGGAUUUAUAGAGUAAGAGUGGACGGUGAUCAUGCACGCACGUGAUAGUGCCGUUGAAAGUGUUUAUUGAUGAUCAUAUAUAUAUAUAUUAUAUCUUGCAUAUUGUAUUUGUGUGUGUGUGCUGGAUGCGAAGGAUGAAUUGAGAGUGCGUGUUGUACUAUACCUCUCCAUAUAAAAUAAAAAACACUCACACUUACACACAUCACUCUAAGUAGGAGUUUCUUCCUGAUCUUAAAUAGAACGUUAAUGAUCGAGGACAGUAACAGGACAGGAAUCAUACAUAAACAAUACUUAACGUCACGCAACACACAUGAAGUGGAAUGAUGGUUCGUUAGAGGAGAAGAGGACAACAUUACAAGACAAGAUUGAAAGUAGACGAAGCAGUAAGCAAAAGGAAGUGUUUAUUGAAACAAUAAUAGUGAAAUAGCGAAGAAGAGCAACAAAAACAAAACACACACACUCUCACAGUUCAUCAAACCAAGAAUACCUUACAAAUUGCAGUAAAACACAGAUAAAAAUGAA
Anopheles arabiensis is the source of this 5576-nucleotide messenger RNA. RefSeq names its product solute carrier family 35 member F5. Gene Ontology annotation, biological process: regulation of peptide transport. Gene Ontology annotation, cellular component: membrane. The record is from RefSeq and is a predicted model, not a curated record. The coding region runs from base 860 to 2182 and encodes 440 amino acids. The transcript has 8 exons. Lineage: Eukaryota; Metazoa; Arthropoda; Insecta; Diptera; Culicidae.